AUGUCGGAGGCGGCUAAGAGGCGGCCGCCUAUAUGGCUAGGGCCGGGGACGACGACAGGGUCAUUGGGCGCACCUCAUGCGGCAUGUAUGACGGCGGGUCGACCACGCGGGGGCGUCCACGAUGAGGUCGAGGUGAUGUCCACGGGCAAGCUUGAUGACGACGAGGAUUACGACGCCGCGGCGAUCAAACAGGAGCUAGGGCAGUACACGCCCGCCCCAGCAUCAGCAUCGAACGAGUUCUCGCCCACCCUGUACUCGGUCGAGGAGGCAAAGCCGGCGGCGCCUGUGCAGCGCGCGAGCUCAUCGUCGGCCUCGAACAGGCGCGUGGACCGCCCAGAGGAGGACCACUACCCGCUCCAGCCCAAUCUGCUCCGCCAGCAGCCGCCCUACUCGGCCGAGUCGCCGUCGAGGCGUCUGCCAUUGUCAGGGCGCUCGUCGGGCGACGGCCGCUUCCGCAAAGCGUCGUCAGAGUGCUCAAGCUCCGCGGGCUGCUCGCCGCCGCCAAUCUUUGGUUAG
Heterobasidion irregulare TC 32-1 is the source of this 516-nucleotide messenger RNA. RefSeq lists its product as uncharacterized. The transcript is spliced from 2 exons. The record is from RefSeq and is a predicted model, not a curated record. Bases 1 to 516 code for a protein of 171 amino acids. Lineage: Eukaryota; Fungi; Basidiomycota; Agaricomycetes; Russulales; Bondarzewiaceae.